AUGGCAGACAGAAGUACUACCCUACACUACUCAGACUUCAACGACCCCUCCCUCGACACUUUCAUCGCCAAAACCAUGCGAGAAUUCCCCACCCCAGGCCUCGCCGUCCUCGUCAUCCACGGCGACCAGAUCAGAGCCAAAGGCUAUGGCUACUCCAACCUCCAAACCCGCACCCCAAUAACACCGUCAACCCUCUUCUUCACCGGCAGCACAACGAAGUCCUUCACGGCGUCCUUGGCCGCGCACCUUGUCGAAUCGCAAGACCAUCCUUCCAUAACCUGGGAGACACCCCUAGCGGAGAUGAUCCGGGACGAUUUCGUGCUGGACCAAACGACGCCGAGGGGACCGUGGGCGACGGCGACCGUGACGAUGGAGGACUGUCUGAGCCAUAGGACGGGAUUGCCGAGACAUGAUCUGGCGUGGGUGAAUGGGUUUGAGGAGAUUGGAGAGGUUGUGAGGAGGUUGAGAUAUCUCCCCUUGCACAGGGACAUGCGGACGAAAUUCGAGUACUCGAAUAAUCCCUACACGGCCGUCUCUUAUGCGAUCGAGAAAGUCCUGGAUUGUCCGUUCAAAGACUCCUUGAAGCAGCAUAUUUUCGAUCCGCUGGAGAUGCACGAUACCACGUAUGAUAUCGAAGAUGCCAGGAAGGUGGUCAAAGAGCACGAGAUCGACCUGGCUACUGGCUAUCUCUGGAACUCAGAGACUCACGACUAUGAGCAAGUCCCCUGGACCGACAUUCCUCCUUCGCGAGGGGCUGGCGGGAUCAUUUCGAAUGUGCUUGAUUACGCAAAAUGGGUGCGACACUUGAUGAAGCCGACCAACCUCAAUGCAGCUCUGAGCGAAAACGCCGUCAAAGCGAUCCGCACGCCAAAGAUGUUGAUUGAGCCCGAGAAGCCUUUCACGGGACCACAGGCGUAUGGCCUUGGCUUGUUUUCGCGAGUUUAUCAGGGCCGUGAAGUGAUCGAGCAUGCUGGUGCUAUUGCUGGAUACAUGGCUAAUAUGGUCAUGGUCCCUCCAAGUGCUACCGAAAUUGAGCGAGGGGAGAAGGAUAGCGGUUGGGCGGUGGUGACGAUGAUAAAUGCUUAUAGCGUGGCUCAAGAUGUGGUCUGCUGGCAUCUCCUGGAUGAGUUCCUAGGAACGCCGGGGAGCGAACGCUACGAUGUCGCCGAAGAAAUGCGCAAGAAGCAAGCCAAGGCGCAGGAAUCGCUCGAGCCUGACAAAGUCGUGGAGAAGCUGUUUGGAGCAUCGGCUCAGGACUCACACCUCGAACCAAGAUUGCCGAUCGCUGCGUACGAGGGUGUCUACGAACAUCCGGGAUAUCGACAAAUCCAGGUCUCCGCAAGACCAAUUCGAAUUUGGAAUUCCAGCGACACGCCAGAGCGCAGCGGAGCAACUGAGCAGGAUCGUGGCCAGAAUGAGACUCCACUCCUAUAUCUGGCGCCUCCAGCCUCGGCCAAGGCUUACAUAUCUCGGGUUGGAACCCUUCAUCACGUCAACGGUGAGCAUUGGUGGUCGCAUCAGACGACCGGGCCCAGCAGCUGGUUCAGCGACAAAGCCCUCAAAGUCCAGUUCGUGAUCGGUGCAAAUGGCAAGGUCGAACGGAUGAGGUACCAGGCCGAGCCAGAUAUGGCCGACGAGCUGGCCUUCUUCGAAAAGAUAGAGUGA
Messenger RNA from Zasmidium cellare ATCC 36951, 1665 nucleotides. RefSeq lists its product as uncharacterized. Lineage: Eukaryota; Fungi; Ascomycota; Dothideomycetes; Mycosphaerellales; Mycosphaerellaceae. The record is from RefSeq and is a predicted model, not a curated record. The coding region runs from base 1 to 1665 and encodes 554 amino acids. The transcript is spliced from 2 exons.